AUGAAGACUGGAAACCGGACGGACACUGGGGAAGGUGACUUAUCAAACGGAGAUGGAAACAACUCCACAUCGUCCACUUUCGAAGAUUCCUUUCCAGAAAGCAAUUUGGAGAAGGGUAUAGUGGGAUGGGACGACCAAAAGGAUCCAGCAAAUCCCAGAAACUUUUCAAAGGCUCGAAAGUGGUCCAUCCUAGGUUUUGUCAGUCUCAUGUCCUUCCUUAGUCCCCUUGCAUCGUCAAUGUUCGCACCGGGCGUUCAGUUUAUGAAUGCAUCCUUUCACAACGAAUCCGACGUCUUAAGCUCAUUGGUCGUCAGCAUCUACCUACUUGGCUACGUUUUCGGUCCAUUGGUCCUUUCGCCGCUCAGCGAAAUAUAUGGUCGACGGCCAGUUCUCUUCACCGCAAAUUCAAUAUUCGUCAUUUGGCAGAUCGGCUGUGCCAAAGCGCCAAACUUAGCAGCUCUGAUUGUCUUCCGACUUUUGGCUGGUAUUGGUGGCUCUGGAUGUCUUACAAUAGGGGGUGGUAUUAUCAGUGAUCUUUUCAACCCAACCGAACGAGGGGCAGCCAUGGCUGCGUUUAGUAUCGGGCCCUUGAUAGGCCCUGUCAUUGGCCCCAUUGCAGGGGGGUUUUUAUCUCAGCAGGUCAGCUGGAGAUGGGUAUUUUGGGUGUUACUGAUCGCUUCCGGGACUGCGACGGUGGGCAUCGAAGUGUUCAACACCGAAACCAAUCCGGAAGUUAUCAUACAAAAGAAGACCAAUCUCCUCGCUAAACAAACAAAUAGGCCUGACCUCCGUAAUUGUUAUAGGAAAGAUGAAUCUCUGACUAGCUUUCAGAUCAUCAAAAGUGGGAUCCUAGUGCCGAUCAGGCUACUCUUCGCCACACCAAUUAGCUUCAUCCUAUCUCUUUAUAUGUCUCUCGUCUAUGGAUUGCUAUACCUUCUUUUUACCACCAUCACCGGCGUUUACGAGGUAACAUACCGCUGGUCACCGCAGCUUUGUGGCUUGGCAUAUUUAGGCAUCGGCCUGGGAUUUUUCGUUGGGCUCGGCAUCGUGGCAAAGUCCAACGACAAGACAGUCGUGACCCUCACGCGUAGCAACGGUGGGGUAUAUGAACCGGAGAUGCGUCUUGCAGCUUGUGGUAUCUUCGCUGUGUUCAUCCCCAUUUCAUUUUUCUGGUAUGGGUGGGCAGUGGAAAACCAGGCACACUGGGUCGUGCCUAUUAUUGGGAUGAUCCCUUUCGGGUUUGGCAUGAUUGGUGUCUUCAUCCCCAUUCAAACAUACAUGGUUGAUGCCUUUCCCAAAUAUGCUGCUUCUGCAGUAGCUGCCCUGACGGCUAUGCGUUCUUUAUUUGGAGCGUUCCUUCCCUUGGCUGGACCGCAAAUGUAUGCAACGCUGGGGUAUGGUUGGGGCAACUCACUUCUAGGCUUUAUAUCUGUAGCCCUGGUUCCUGUUCCAUAUCUAAUAUACAAGUUUGGUGGAUAUCUGCGAAAGAAGUAG
Aspergillus pseudotamarii is the source of this 1494-nucleotide messenger RNA. Its product is annotated as MFS transporter. The transcript is spliced from 7 exons. Gene Ontology annotation, cellular component: membrane. Bases 1 to 1494 code for a protein of 497 amino acids. Gene Ontology annotation, molecular function: transmembrane transporter activity. Lineage: Eukaryota; Fungi; Ascomycota; Eurotiomycetes; Eurotiales; Aspergillaceae. Gene Ontology annotation, biological process: transmembrane transport. The record is from RefSeq and is a predicted model, not a curated record.